Molecule: messenger RNA, 2023 nt
Organism: Tarenaya hassleriana
Lineage: Eukaryota; Viridiplantae; Streptophyta; Magnoliopsida; Brassicales; Cleomaceae
Product: endoglucanase 24-like
Exons: 5
Coding region: 56-1696 (546 amino acids)
Biological process (GO): carbohydrate metabolic process
Molecular function (GO): hydrolase activity, hydrolyzing O-glycosyl compounds
Source: RefSeq, a predicted model, not a curated record
ACUAUAUAUGCGAUAAUUUACAAAAAUUAGGAUAUCUCUCUAUAUCUAUCUACAUAUGUAUAGCUCUGCUCUAUAUAUAAGUCUCGUGACUCUGAGUAGCAAAAGCAGUCGUCGUCCAUCAGCACCUAUCAAAGCCCAACUACCUCCGCCUUUUCAUUUUCCCAAUCCCCAGAGCCCAAACAAAGAGAAAAUUGCCGACGCCAUGAAAUUGCAGUCUUUUCCACACUCUGUUCUUCGUCUUCUUCUUCUUCUUCUUAUUCAUCUGCCGAUAAUGGUGAUCUCUCACGAUUACUCCGAGGCACUGUCGAAAUCGAUCCUCUUCUUCGAAGGACAGCGAUCGGGAUUCCUGCCGAACGACCAGAGGCUGACGUGGAGGCGACACUCCGGCCUGAGCGACGGAUGGACUCACAACACCGAUCUCACCGGCGGUUAUUACGAUGCCGGUGAUAACGUAAAGUUCCACUUUCCGAUGGCAUUCACGACGACGAUGCUCGCUUGGAGCGUCAUCGAGUUCGGCGACCUCAUGCCCCCGCCGGAGCGCCGAAACGCCCUCGUUGCCGUCCGCUGGGGCUCCAAUUACCUUCUCAAGUCCGUUUCUCAGCUCCCUUACCGCAUAUUCGUCCAGGUAGGUGACCCGAUAGCAGACCACAAUUGCUGGGAGAGACCAGAGGAUAUGGAUACACCGAGGAAUGCCUACGUCGUAAAUGCUCCGAAUCCGGCCUCAGAAGUGGCCGGAGAAAUCGCGGCAGCCCUAGCAGCAUCCUCCAUUGCUUUCCGAUCAUCGGAUCCUGGCUAUUCUCAAACGUUGCUCCAAAACGCCGUCAAAGCAUUUCAAUACGCCGAUACGUAUCGCGGUCCUUACAGCGACAAUGCCGAUAUCAGGGAUGAUGUUUGUCCUUUCUAUUGUGAUUUCAACGGAUAUCAGGAUGAGUUGCUGUGGGGAGCGGCGUGGUUGAGAAGAGCGACGAGUGAUGACAGUUUCCUAAAGUACGUAGAGAGCAACCGAGAACCCUUUGGCGCCAGCGAGAACAUCAACGAGUUCGGAUGGGACAACAAAAUCGGCGGACUCAAUGUCCUCGUUUCCAAGGAAGUGGUGCAAGGGAAUAUGUAUACGCUGGCAGCGUACAAGGCGUCGGCGGAUAGCUUCAUGUGCAGCCUGGUACCGGAUUCGCCAGGGCCACACGUGGAGUACACAGCCGGAGGGCUGCUGUACAAGCCAGGAGGCAGCCAGCUCCAACACGCCACCACCAUCUCUUUCCUCCUCCUCGUCUAUGCCAACUACCUCUCCCUCUCUUCCCAGUCUCUCUCCUGCGGCAACCUCCUCUUCUCCCCCGACUCUCUCCGCCUUCUCGCCAAAAAACAGGUUGAUUACAUUCUUGGGGAUAAUCCGAUGGGGAUGUCGUACAUGGUUGGGUAUGGAGAUAGAUACCCACGAAAGAUCCAUCACAGGGGCUCGUCCUUGCCGUCGAUAGGGGAUCAUCCUCAGCCGAUAGGAUGCAAAGAAGGGUCGGUUUAUUUCAACUCGACGGGGGCGAACCCGAACGUGCUGGUGGGGGCGGUGGUGGGUGGACCGGGAGAGGACGACAUGUACGAGGAUGACAGAGCAGAUUUCCGGAAGUCGGAGCCCACCACUUACAUCAAUGCCCCCUUCGUUGGCGUCUUGGCUUUCUUCGCGGCCAAUCCUGGUUUUUCCUGACCCCUCCACACCGCAGAUUCUGAAGUUUUUUUUCUUUUUCAAAGUUAAUAGAAGAAAAAGAAGAGAGAGUCUCUCAUCUUGCGGAAGCAAAGAAGGAAGAGGCAGUUUUCAGAGUUAGGAGGAGGAGGAGGAGGAGGGUCGUAGCCGAAUAUCUCAUUCGGGUGAUCAUGAUGAUCUUAUCUCUUUCCUGAUUUUUCUUUUUUAAAUCUCAGCAUUUGGUGUUCCGGAUGUAAUGGCCAAAUCUGCCCUACAAAUAUUUGUAUCUUGUGCGUUUACGUUGUCUUUUCUGUCAGCUUUACAUUUUUUCACAAGUAUUUUCUGUCUAUA